Theileria orientalis strain Shintoku is the source of this 1365-nucleotide messenger RNA. Its product is annotated as mRNA capping enzyme subunit. Bases 1 to 1365 code for a protein of 454 amino acids. Gene Ontology annotation, molecular function: polynucleotide 5'-phosphatase activity. The transcript has 2 exons. Lineage: Eukaryota; Apicomplexa; Aconoidasida; Piroplasmida; Theileriidae. The record is from RefSeq and is a predicted model, not a curated record.
AUGAUUUCAGAGCCUUUAAACACCAUUAACGGCAGUUCAGCUUUAGAUUGUGACUCUCUCGCCUCAUUGCUGUCAGAGAGAAUCGAUUAUUUGUCCCUAUAUGGGCCCCUGUGUGACGCUUUGGAGAAAAAUCACUUCUCGGCCAAGGGCCUAGAAGGCGGUAGAGCCGAGUGCCAGCUCGAGGUGGAAGUUAGGCUGGGCACCGUGCAGAACGUGAGGUCUGAGCAGCGGUUCAGCCUGCCCCUGACGACAGAUACACUGGUGUCCACGAGAGCACCAGUCAAGUUUGUCCCAGGGGUGACGGAAGAACAGUACAAUUCCUUCAAGAACCUAAUCUCAGAAGUGGCAGAUCAGGAGAAAAACAAAGACGAGUGGACGAAGAAGCCCAAUGUGAGCACAAUUAAUCGGUUCUUUGAGAUACCAGGGUACGAAGAGCUAGUUAGGAUUAGCGUGCAGACGGACAACGCAGGAAGUAAAACCAGCAAGGACGCAGGGUUCGAGUCGAUACGCAAGGUCAACCUGCUGAAGUGGAACAUCAGCUCGGGCUCAAACCAGGAAAGCGAAGAGUCGGAAGAGUACGCGCAGCAGGACCUGCUCGACUUCAGGAUCGCAGUUAACCUGGAGUACAAGGUGCAGCUGGCCAGCCUGCCCACGACGAGCAACGCAAAGCACUGCAGAAAAAGGCUGCGCGACUCGUACAUAAGUAAGCCGGGAAAGGUGCGCUUCGACCUCUCGAAGGUGGAGGAAGUAACGGAGACGAAGGGCCACACGUCAUCGCAGAGCUCGACCUACGAAAUCGAGAUUGAGCUGAUUGGAGAGGAGAUAGUGAGCUGCCUGAGGAACAAAGCACUCGACUCGUCGGAGCGGCUGAAUAGAUUAAAGUACCACUGCGCAACGCUGGUGAAGUCGGCCAGGUACGUGAGGGACUUCCUGUGCAGCAGAGAUAAAACGCUCAAGUACGGCUCGUACUUAAACGCGAUUUCGGAAAAGGUGGGUCUCUACGACCUGAGGAUAGCGUCCCAGGACGAGGAGGCAGUUAAGAGGUACAAGGCGCACCUGUCCCCGCAAAUGCCACUGAUAGGAGACUACAUGUUCAGAACAGUGGCGCACUACGUGGAAAACAACCCGGACUCACAUAAGGGCAGGAAGUCACUCUACAGCGAGCACCUGGGAAAAAUUCCGGGCCCCUUUGCAGUAAAACUGGACGAACAGGGCAGGAAGACAAGUGACAGUGGCGUAGUCGACGAAGUCUGCGAAAAAUUCGGCGAGCCAGUGGCUGCGUUCAACUGUGUUCAUAAAUUUGUGAAUUGUAUGUACCCGCUAGCUAGAAUACCCGGUGGGAGUCACGCAGUGCGUAAACAUUAG